Anguilla rostrata (American eel) is the source of this 3661-nucleotide messenger RNA. It is a transcript of the gene syngr2a, whose product is annotated as synaptogyrin 2a. The record is from RefSeq and is a predicted model, not a curated record. Bases 133 to 819 code for a protein of 228 amino acids. The transcript has 4 exons. Lineage: Eukaryota; Metazoa; Chordata; Actinopteri; Anguilliformes; Anguillidae. Gene Ontology annotation, cellular component: synaptic vesicle membrane; neuromuscular junction.
GAUGGGCGGUUCUUUCACUUUCGGAAAACAGUCGGCAGUGAAAACAAGCUGCCCGAUCUGACAAGAAGGGACCUUCACUGCCUCAGUUCCAGGCCUGUGACUUUUUUGAAGUUUGGUUAACAAAAAAAAAAAAUGGAGACCGGCGCUUAUGGAGCCUCGCUGGCCGGAGGUGCAUUUGACAUAAUGAGCUUUCUGAAACAGCCACAGACAAUAACACGCAUUUUGAGUUGGGUCUUCGCCAUCGUCGUGUUUGCGACCAUCACGGCGGAGGGCUACGUCAACCCCAGCGCCACGGACCCGACGCCGAAGUGCAUGUUCAAUGGUACCGACUCGGCCUGCCAGUACGGCAUGAGCGUCGGGGUCCUGGCCUUCAUGGCCUGCGUGGCCUUUCUGGUCGUGGACGCCUACUUCCCUCAGAUCAGCAACGCCAAGGACAGGAAGUACAUUGUCAUCGCCGACCUGGGGUUCUCAGGUGUGUGGACGUUCCUGUGGUUUGUGUGCUUCUGCCAUCUGGCCAAUCUGUGGUCGCACACGGACGCGAAAACCACUGCGGCCGAUGCCGCUCGAGCCGUGGUGGCCUUCUCCUUCUUCUCAACUGGCAGCUGGGGAUUGCUGACCAUGUUUGCCCUGAAGAGGUACCGCCAAGGAGUGACUGAAUUUGGUGAGAGCUACACUGACCCAGCCAACGACCAUUCCACCCCCUACCCCCCAACCUACCCCCCUUACCCCACCAGCGGCCCAGAGAGCUACCAGCAGUCACCCUACACCCCCCAGUCUGAGCCUUUCGGAGAUGGGGCGUAUCAGCCGCCAGUCUACUGAAGUCUGGGUAGGGAAGACGGUUUUGGUCACGUGACUUAUAGAUGGGAAGGCUUUGUUUUUUUUUAUUGUUUUAUUUUUUUUUGUUUAAAGAAAGCAACCAAUGAGAGCUCACCUGUGAGGACUGGUCCUUACACUCCACUGUUAAUGUGUUUCAUCCAGAGUAUAAUUUAUAGCCUGUUGUGUGUGUGCUUGUGUAUGGAAUGUUAUGCCUGUAACAUGUACACACAGUAUAUAUUUGCAUCCAAAGGUUUUGAAUGAGUAUUGUUUUUGUUUUGUUUUUCCUUAUAUUUACAAAAUGUUGAGCAGAUAUAUUUGAGCACACAAGAAAUUGGAAUAUGAUCCAAAAUGCCAUUUAUUUACUAAAGCACAGAUUAUUGUGGGACUGCUGAAUAUGAAUACUUACAGAAUCAUUUGUAUCUCUGAUUUUGCCACUAACAAGACUUAAGAUGUCAAGUGCUGCAUGUUGCUUAAUGGAUGCACCAGUUAGCAAAAGAAGUAGAAGGACGCUAGUGUCUAAUUUACGUACAAAUUGAGAAGUCUGUGUCUGCUGGUUAUGUUGGUCAUGCCAAACAUCACGCGUUCCCCUCCGAAAUGCAUGUUCUGCAAUUUUUUCUGUUUGUGUGUCACAGAUGCAUUGGCUGCAUUUGGUUCGUAUUUUUUUUAUAUUACAAACCUGUUGGUCUCUUCAAAUAAGUGAAAUUUGUACAUUGUGGGGGCGGAGCCGGUCAGAGCCACUUCCUGUUGCAUUGUUGUGCGCUGCUUUGGGAAAGCUGUGACUCUUUCGCUGUCCCAUCGAUGUCGGUCCUCUUUAAGGCACACGGCAUGUAGCCAGGCAGCAGAGUGAAUGGCGUCCUUUGCGCACAAGGUUACAUUCUCGCCAGAUGGGCUGUGUUCAGCAGUGCCAAACGACAGCACCCAAAGUGCGAUGAGUUAACGUAUAUUUGUCUCACUAUGCAGAGCGAGGUGAGCACAGCCAGUCUGUGGCACUUAGCGUACAGAAAUGUCAGACUUAGGCUUUGCUUCGCUCUCGAUACAUUUGUUUGCUUGCAGGGUGUGUCCGGCCUGUGCCAACAUAAAUGUGUUGGACACCGUGCGUCGGGUUGGCACGUUCACACGUGCCACGCUGUAGCAGUGUGAGAGGAAAAUUUUUGGGUUAGUGGGCUGUAUUUAAACCUGAAGUGGUCCCACAAUCACCACCAAUUUCAAAAAUGUAACUAAAGACACAGAAUACCCAGGGGAAAUAUGGGGCUAAUUCUAAUUUUUUAUUUGCUUAUUUUUUUUAAAGAGGUGGGGGGGGGGGGUAAUAAUGCUAUUGUUGUUGAUGCACUGGGCCGCCCAGAUUGCGGGGGAAGUGGAUCGGGGUUUGCUGGGGUUUGAUAUGGGUUUGCUGCUCCAGACAGACAUACUGGGCAAGGAGGCAAUACUGCAAGAAAACCUAUCCAGGGAUAAAGAUGUAUAUAUUUCAACGCACAUAUUGUUUUAAAGAUAAAUCAUGGAAAUCCCCCACAUCCCCCAUGUGGAGUAAAAAAAUAUCUACACUUGAUGUUUGCCAAAUAAAUACAAUGCUCACUCAGCACAAAUGAAAUUCCACUAUUCUCGCAGUCCAGUUUUGAUUUUGACUACAUACAACCACUAAAAUACAUUUGGACUGCAAUCCAUCCUAGAUGAUGGCCACCUUGGCUUAUGUUCUCAAAAACAGACAAGAUGGCGAGUGAUUUGAAUUGCAAAAUGAAAAAAAAAAAUAUAUAUAUAUUCUGCUGUUUUCAGUGGGGGCGGGGGGAUCUCCAGAGUGCCCUUUAAAAAAGGGAGCAUUCCCUUGGAGCCUUGCACACAUUUCCCAGAAUUCCCUUCGCCUUUGCAGUCUGUCUGUAAGCAGCGCUUUCAUUUUCCAGUGCCACUGAAGUCUCCAGACCUGUUUCGCACACUGGACUAAAAAGUGCCUUAUUGGCGUUUUUUUUCUUUCUUCUUAUUUGUUUAAAUAUGCGCUUGUUAAUAUUAACAAAAUGUAUUCUUAUUUUUUAAACAUGUUAGCAAGUGGUUCCUUAUGCAAUGACAGCUGCAGUCUUAGCCUUUCUGCAGUUUUUGGCUGUUGUGGUUGUAUAUUUAUAUCUAUGCAAUGCCAGGGUCUGCGCUCAGAGCCUGUUGUGGACAGGUAAGCUGGUUUGUUCUGCUUGUAUGAGACUGAGUUUCAAGUGUCAAAGUGCCCUCUGAAGGAUUCUGCCUGCCACAGUGGCAUCGCAGUCUUACUUCUUGGGCUAUUCACAAAGCCUUAACAAUAUCUUGACUUUCCCAUGCUUUUCUGUUUCUUUUUUUUUGUUUUGUUUUUUAACCUAUGAAAAUUUGCAGUGUCACUGUAAAUCCUGCGGUUGGUCCAUUUAAGAGCUUUGUAAAAAGUGGUAGCUGCCUGUAAGGUGGAUGAGUGAGGUGUUGAAGGUGAAGGGGGAAAUUAAGAUGGUCCUAAUGCUCCAUGAAUAAUGUGCCGCUUGGCCGUCUGUGGCCCCGCCUCUGCUCAGACUCACUCAUAAUGCAGCAACAUGGCAUCCCAAAUGCCGAUAAAAUCGUUACUCACCAACUAGUACAAAUCUCCUUUUCCCAGAUUCACUGUCAUAACUAUGACAUCACAUCCUGCUACAGUUUGCAGUCUGAGUGAAGGGAGGUGUUCUGACCAAUGCCGCCCCAUGACCCCCUCCCCCUUCCAAAGUUAAGUCUUUACCUACUGGGCUCUGUACACUUUGCUCUCAGGUGCAAAGGAAGGGGGUCCUUGCCAUAUACUGUACUAAGUGCCUUUCAUAUGUACACGUCCUGCAAGAGGACUGCUGCCAAAUAAAGUCCCUAUGCCUGA